This is a messenger RNA of Paramuricea clavata, 1651 nucleotides long. The record is from the annotation of a GenBank genome assembly. NCBI's taxonomy places the organism in Eukaryota, Metazoa, Cnidaria, Anthozoa, Malacalcyonacea, Plexauridae.
CGCAAGUCAAUUUUGUGCAGCGUUGUACCGACUUUCAAACGUGUUACAACAACGAAAUGAAAAUGGCAAAAAUGAUUUUUCUGAUUUUCGUUGUUGGUUUUCUUUCGAUGGCUACUCUUGGUGAAGCGAUCUGUUGUGAUUCGAUAAAGUCACUAGUGGAGGAGAAGAUUGAAGCGAACAAAACAUUAUGCGGUGCUGGAAGCACACUUCCUCCUCAGUGUUGCAGAGAUAUUGCAAAUAUGGUUAGACGAUAUGUUGAUGCAUAUGAAGCAUUAUGUUUGAAUAAUAGUAAGUAUUAGUAAAGUCUUUAUUUGCAUGUGUAAGAUGAUAAUAUCAGUCUGAGAUGAUAAUUGGUCAAUACAUUUUUUAUCGCAAUAUAACGCAAUGAUUCAAUCAAGGUGUCAUUUGACAGCCAAAAGCCUGAUCUUUAUACAUACGAAAACAGAAAACGUAUAAACGUAAUAAUAAACACCAGAAAUAGAGCCAUAUAUUUCUGCAGUGUAAUGGCAAAUUAUCUAUUUUAUUUAAGCUUCAUGUACAGAUCCCAAACCAUUAGGAAUGACAAGUGGUAAAAUACCUGAUGAUGCAAUCACGGCGUCAUCUGUUGAUUCCAGCAAUUACAAACCUAGCUAUGCAAGACUGACAAAGGCAGGUUCUAGCUGCUCUUGGGCACCUACUAGAGCAGGGCAAAUCGGCUCGUGGCUUCAGGUUGAUCUGGGACAACUCAGCACAGUGACAGGAAUAGCAACUCAGGGAAUAUGCUCUUCCGCCAAUCAAUGGGUAAAGUCGUACUCGGUUUCAUACAGCAAUGUACCCAAUUCAUGGACGCCUUACAAAGAAUCGGGGAAUGUAAAGGUAAGUCAGCGCAUCAAUCUUGUAUGGUGAAAUUUUACAAAACACGGUUUCAGAAAUUAAUAUAGAGGCCCGUUUACACUUUUUUUUUACAGAUUUUGCUAUUGAACACAAUACACUAUAUUACAUAAAAUUAGUUACAAAAUAGGCUACAUGGGAAUGUUCUGAGUAUGUAUACCCUCCUGUGGAUAUUCAUAACUUAUCCACUCGUUCACAUGCAUUAGAAGAAGAAAAUCGCAGCAAAAAUUGCAAGUGUAAACGGGCCUUAGAAAAAAUUGUCCGCUUAGGCCCGUUUCAUACGCCGUACUUCACAUGUGCCGAAUACAUUACAAACAAUAGAUAAUGAGGCAUUUCAGCUCAUUAUCUAUUGUCUUUAAUGUAUUCGGCACAUGUGAAGUACGGCGUAUGAAACGGGCCUUAUAGGCCUAGCUGUUCUAGGAAGCUUUGCACCAGAGUGGAAUGAAUUAUUGAAACCUCAUCUGACUUUUUUAAUUUAGGUUUUUCAAGCAAACACCGAUCGAAAUUCCAUCGUUACCCACUCAUUCAAAUAUCGUAUUCGUGCUCGGUACCUGCGUGUGUUGCCAAAAUCUUGGAGCAGUUGGCCUGUAAUGAGGCUCGAGCUUUACGGUUGUCGCCACUAGUUUACAUUCAAUUAAUACGUGCGUGCAUGCAUUGUUAUGUUACAGAGUAAUAAUUCCUAUAUAUGUAAUGCAUGGUUACUUUUUCUUUGUAAUAAGUUUUGUUAUUGUAAUGAUAAUAAAUUGAAACUUGGCCAACUAGCAUGCGUAAGUGUGUACUG